Messenger RNA from Saccostrea cuccullata (small rock oyster), 1288 nucleotides. Its product is annotated as helicase POLQ-like. The record is from RefSeq and is a predicted model, not a curated record. The transcript has 3 exons. NCBI's taxonomy places the organism in Eukaryota, Metazoa, Mollusca, Bivalvia, Ostreida, Ostreidae. Bases 252 to 767 code for a protein of 171 amino acids.
GAUAAACUCGCUUGAUUAAAUUAUUUGUUAGAUUGCUGAAAAUUAACUUCAAGCAAGUUUAUUGCCUGUAGAGAGGACUAUAAAUGGUUGGGAGGACUGGAUGAAAUAAACAUAUUGGCUGCAGAAUGUGUCUAGAGUUAUGUAGUGAAAGGUAGUUGAUUGACCAACGCUAGGGAAAUUCUCCCCAGAAGUGCACAAGAAAUAUUGCGCCGUAAAUUGCACCAUUUUUGCAUUGCGGGAUCUGUAGCAUUAUGGUCAAAGACAAAUAUAUUAAACCAUACCGUUACAGAUCUGCAGCUAAUGUAGUAUAUAAUGCUGUUUUAGUACAUUUGACAAAUUAUCUCUCAUCAUUUCAGGAGUUAGAGGAAUUCUGGGCCUAUCAAGAACUGCUAGAAACCUUUGUCAAGCGCCUGGCUUAUUGUGUGUCUGCAGAAAUCCUACCGCUCAUGGAAAUACCAGGCGUCAAACUGGGUAGAGCUAAGCAGUUAUACAAUGCGGGAUUCCAGUCUGUGGCGUUAGUGGCGGCUGCUGAUCCCGAGAUCCUUGUUAAAUCCAUACAGCAGAUCCCUCGUAAAGUGGCCAAACAGAUCGUUGCUUCCGCAAAAGUUUUGCUGAAUGAAAAGGCAGAGGCCUUACUACAGGAAGUAGAGGAACUGGUGACGGUUCCGGUCGACCGAUCAACCGUACAGAGUUCACAGGGUCAAACCUCUACCUGGGAUGACAUGGACUUGUUUUCUAGUCUUGAUACACAGUCUUCUACCUCAUGAUUAAAAAAUUGACAUUUUUUUGUAGGACAAAAAAUGUAUUUAGAUGAGGGAAAAAACUCUUAAACCCUAACCUGGGCCAAUGAUUUAAUGUACAUGUAUCAUAGCGCAGUUCUAUGGAUUUAAGCAAAGUGAAUGUGACAUAAUAUAUCUUACAAAGACUGUUGUAGUGCUCAGGGUUUUCAUUUAACUGCUGAUUAUAUUGCUUCUUUUUUUUGACGUGAAAGAUAAUAACUUGUACAUGAUAAAACAAGUCCAUGUACAGCAUAAAAUGUGAAUAUACAAUAUCUCAUAAUGAAAAUCCCUGUAGUAAUAUUUUCAGACAAGUGUUUAUAAAAAUAUAAACUUUUAUAAAAAUAUAAAAAAGCUGACUUAGGUAUUAAAACUACUUCCAAAUGUGUGUUAUUGUGCUUUAAUUCUUGCAAGUCUAAAGACUGUGCUACAUUGCUUUAAAGUACUAGUCUUUAUUAUUUCAUGCGAAUAUGAUUUUUUUUUAUCAUGCACACAGUUUUUGUGAUAUAUUC